UUCCCAUUGGGCGGCGCGGGGCCGCCCCCGCUCGGGCCGCAAAGGCCCGGGAGCGCCCUCCACGGCGGCCGGCAAGCGGGCGGGGGGAACCGCGGGUUCGAGCCCCGCCCCCGGCGGGUGGGACGAGCGGGGAAGGAGGGGGCCCGGCCGGUGCCUCCCCCCGCGGGUCCCCUCGCCCGCCGGGCUCGGCGGGGACCCUUCUUCCCAGAGAGAACGGUGGCGAGGAAGCGGUGCGGCCUGGCAGCCCGCCUGCCUCCUGCCCGCCCCAAAGCUGCUCCGCAGCUGCCGCGUUAGCCAGCCCCCGCUCGGCUGACCCGGCACCGCAAAACCAGCCCGGUGCGGGAUUCCCCGCGCUCACUGCGGUGGAGAUCGUGUCCCGGACGUUUUAAAGAUGCGGCUUUAAAAUGACAGCUCGCUCAGGGGGGGCGGCGGCAGGGAGGGAAGGAGCUGGCGGCUGGGAUGCCGGGACGGGAAUGGAUGGAGAGAUGAGGGUGAAACCUUGGGAGGCAGGAAAAUGCGAUGAAGACCUCGGGGCGGAGGAGGAAGCCCAGAGUAUGCCUGUCUUCUUCAGGCUUGCACGCACUAAAAGCCUAAAGACCUGCAUGUAAAGGAGCGCUAUUCCCCAAUGCCGACUUUCCACGCCCUGUGGGAUGGUUGUUACACACACCCACUCAGCCAGGCUCUUUUUCUUUCUUUCUUUUUUUCUUUCUUUUUUUCUUCCCUAAAAGCCCCGAUCACGCUCGGUCUUUGCAGCUUUCCCGGGUGGCGGUGCACAGGCCGGCAGGGCGGGGAGGGGGGAGGCUGUGAGCAGCCUGACAGCUCUUUCCCUCCCUCCUCAUCCUCAUCCCCGCCGGCGCCCGCGGCCUUGGGGUGGAAGCGGCCGCCGGCAGCAGGGGAGGAAGGGCGAGCAACAACAACAGCUCGGAGCUCACUUCGCGGGCAAGCGGUGCCGCUCCCCGGGUCCCCGCGGGCUGCUUUCUUCCCAACAAGCCCUGCCGUGAUUUGGCAGCCGCUCGGCCUCCCCACCUACCUCUCCGCCCUGCAUUGGCUGCGUGUCCCCGGGCGGGGACAGCGGCCUCCGCCCGAGCCAGCCGGGAGCGGCGGGCGGCCGGGCGCUGCCUUCCCCGGGAGGGAUGAAGCUCUCCUGGCUGGGCGUCGAUGUCUCCCGGGUGCUGCACUUGGCUGCCGUUUUCUGCCUGACCUGCGUGCUGCUGAAGGCCAUCCAGCUGUACCACCGGCGGCGGGAGCUGCUCAGGGCGCUGGCCGACUUCCCCGGCCACCCGACCCACUGGCUCUUCGGCCACGUCCACGAGUUUCUCAAGGAGGAAGAGGUGCUGGACAAGGUGGAGAUCUGGGCACAGAAAUACUUACAUGCUCACCCUGUCUGGUUCGGGAGUUUCUUAGCAUUCCUGGUUGUCACUGAUCCUGACUAUGCCAAGGCUCUGUUGGCCAGAGGAGAUCCCAAGGAUAACAUCAGCUAUAAACACCUUGUCCCCUGGAUCGGGAAUGGGUUGCUGAUCUUACAUGGACCAAAAUGGCACCAACAUCGAAAACUCCUGACUCCAGGGUUUCAUUACGACAUCUUGAAACCGUACGUGGCUCUGAUGGCAGAGUCUACUAACGUGAUGCUGGAUAAAUGGGAGCAGUUGAUCACAGACGGGAAACCGGUGGAGCUCUUUGAGCACAUCAGCUUGAUGACUCUUGAUAACAUAAUGAAAUGUGCCUUCAGUUGUCACAGCAACUGCCAGACCAACAGGAGAAACACCUACAUCCAGGCUGUCUACAACCUGUGCCACAUGGUGCACCAGCGCCUCCGCAUCUUCCCCUACCACAAUGACAUCAUUUACUGGCUCAGUCCCCACGGAUAUCAGUUCAGGAAGGUCUGCCAGCUCGCUCACGACCACACAGAUAAGGUAAUACAGGAGCGAAAGGAGUCCCUUAAAGAUGAACAGGAAUUUGAAAAGAUCCAGAAGAAGAGACAUUUGGACUUCUUGGACAUUCUGCUGUGUGCCAAAGAUGAGAACGGAGCUGGACUGUCCGAUGAGGACCUGCGUGCUGAGGUGGACACGUUCAUGUUUGAGGGCCACGAUACGACAGCCAGCGGGAUCUCCUGGCUCUUGUACUGCCUGGCAUCACACCCCGAGCAUCAGGCACGGUGCCGGGAGGAAAUCCAGGGGAUCCUGGGACACCGGGAGACACUUCAGUGGGAGGACCUGGGCAAGAUGACUUACAGCACCAUGUGCAUCAGGGAGAGCCUUCGCCUUUACCCACCAGUGCCCGGCGUAUCCCGGCAGCUCAGCAAACCCAUCACCUUCCCCGAUGGACGCACCUUGCCAGAAGGCAGCAUCGCUGCGAUAAGCAUUUAUCUCAUUCACAGAAACCCUGCAGUAUGGAAAGACCCUUUGGUGUUUGACCCUUUGCGGUUUUCACCGGAGAACAUCUCUGGCAGACACUCUCACGCCUUUCUGCCUUUUUCUGCUGGAAUGAGGAACUGCAUCGGGCAGCAGUUCGCCAUGAACGAGAUGAAGGUGGCACUGGCCUUGACUCUGCUCCGCUUUGAGCUCUCGCCUGACCCUGCCAAGCCUCCCUGCAAAAUACCUCAGAUCAUCCUUCGCUCCAAGAAUGGGAUUCACCUGUAUCUAAAAAAAAUCCACUGAUGCUGGAAAACAUCCUGCCUUCGCCAGAUGGAGGGACCAAGCAGAUGACAGAACAAUGUUUCUCUGGGGAAAAAGGUGCAGGGCAGGAUUUGAGGAUAAGAAUUCCUGAUUUCUGUGCUUCUUCCACUAACUGAAAGCCCUUUUUGGCCUGGGCCUGGGUAGUCUAGACAGCACUGCACAGACCCACUGCCAUCUGCUCCGUGAGCACCGAUCUCAGAGCAGCCAGGCAUGGCCAUGCCUAUUUGCUGACUGUCCCCUUGCUCUGCCGUAAGGGCUGGCCUGGCCUGGGAACACCUGCAGGUCCCACCAGCUUCCUUCUUACUAAAUCCUGCCUUUGCACACAAGUUCUGGCCGAGACCGUGACCAUUGCCAGUCCUGUUCUGUUAUCAUCACCUUCCUCAGUGCCUAGAGGUCAGCCCUCCUCUCCCGCAGCAGGGUCAGCCCGUGGCAGACCUCUGUCUUUCUUCUCACACUCAGUGUGUCUCUGUUUAGUUGUAAGCACUGAUUCCAGUUUGGGCUCUGAAAUUCUGCCUAAACUGCAAAAUAUUCUGUAAUUUUUGUGUCAGUAAACCAAUAAUUAUUCCUGUAA
This is a messenger RNA of Tyto alba (common barn owl), 3246 nucleotides long. Its product is annotated as cytochrome P450 4B1-like. The coding region runs from base 1134 to 2657 and encodes 507 amino acids. The record is from RefSeq and is a predicted model, not a curated record. Gene Ontology annotation, molecular function: heme binding; monooxygenase activity; iron ion binding. The transcript has 12 exons. Lineage: Eukaryota; Metazoa; Chordata; Aves; Strigiformes; Tytonidae.